UAUAUGUAUUAUAUAGUUAAAUAUGCAUUUUUUACAUAAAUGGAAAACUAUAAUUAUGUGUACAUAUCUAUAAGCACAGGAAAUAGUAUAAAAAAAAUUAAGUAUGGCGUUAAUCCUAUCAGCUGAUAUCGUCUGCUGGAAUGAUGAACCAUAGUUAUUAAUUAGUUAUACAGUGUUCUUUUAAGCAUCGUAAACAUACACUCUCAAUCCAUGGCUAUUCUCAUAAAUUAAUAAAUUUACAAUAAUUCAAAGUUAUUUUAAUGACGCAAUGAUUGCUUUAGACUUUAGAUUUUUAAUGGUGAAAAUAUUUGCUAAAUACGAAUUUGAUCGUUUGCAUCAUUGACAGGUGGAAUAAGAAUAUGGGAAAAUAGACAAAAUUAUUUGUGCAAACAAAUUUUUAAGCGAUUGAAUAUUAAAGGAAUCUGCCAAAUAUUGUUAUGCAGAUUCGAUUGUAAUGAGUGACUCCGAACAACGGCAAUUACACGUGCCUUAUCGAGAAUAUCAUAGUCAGAAUAAUACUAAUACUUCUGUCUUAGUAGAAACUGACGCACUGGUAGAUCUUUCAAUCACAUCUAAUAAUUGUUUAUCAGUAAACGAUUGUUCAGAAUUAAUACCAGACGUUGAAUUUGUUCCCAAUCUGAGCAACGAACAAACUAUAGCCAUUGAUUCCCCUGGAAUUGACCGGGAGAGCCAGCCUCUCCUUGGUCGGCUGGAACUUGAUGUCACCUUCAAUCGCUUUCCUGAUGAUCCACAAUUUUCUGAAUUAGUAUGGCAGGCAGAAUUGGCAAUAGAUAAUGGAAUCUUUCCAGAAAGAAUAUAUCAGGGUUCUAGUGGCAGUUAUUUUGUAAAAAAUCCUACAGGGAGAAUAAUAGGUGUUUUUAAACCAAAAGAUGAAGAACCAUAUGGAAGAUUAAAUCCAAAAUGGACAAAAUGGAUGCACAAGCUUUGUUGUCCUUGUUGCUUUGGGAGAAGUUGUUUAAUUCCAAAUCAAGGAUAUCUCAGCGAGGCGGGUGCAAGUUUAGUUGACCGUAAAUUAGGUUUGGGCAUAGUACCAAACACUAGAGUAGUUAAACUUGUCAGUAAAACAUUUAACUACCCACGCUUAGACCGUCAAAAAGCCCGUAUGAAGCAAGCAAUUAUGGACCAGUUUCCAACAGUGGGAUCUCACUUCAAUCGUAUUGGUUUGCCGCCGAAAGUUGGUUCUUUUCAAGUUUUUGUAGAUGGUUACAAGGAUGCUGAUUAUUGGUUAAGGCGAUGGGAAAACGAACCUCUAUCACCUCGACUUAGUAGAGAAUUUCAACUUCAAUUUGAACGCUUAGUUAUUUUGGACUAUAUAAUUAGGAAUACUGAUAGAAGCAAUGAAAAUUGGUUAAUUAAAUACGAUAACAGUAAGGGAAAAAAUGGAAUGGAACAAAGUGAAGUAAAAAUAGCCGCUAUAGACAAUGGUUUGGCUUUUCCUUUUAAACAUCCUGAUUCUUGGCGUGCAUAUCCUUAUCAUUGGGCAUGGUUAAGUCAAGCAAAACAACCAUUUAGCGAUAUAACACGAGAGCUUGUGUUACCACAACUCUCGGAUCAAAAUUUUGUACAAGAUCUUUGUGACGAUUUGUAUCAAUUAUUUAAACAAGAUAAAGGUUUCGAUCGACAUCAUUUUGAUAAACAAAUGAGCGUAAUGCGUGGACAGAUUUUGAAUUUACAACAAGCUUUAAAGGAUGCUAAAAGUCCCGUACAAUUGGUUCAAAUGCCUGCUGUGAUCGUUGAAAAGGCUAAGGGAAAUGGAGCACCAAGACUAUUCUCGUUCUCCGACACAUUUACACAGCGCUUCCAGAACAAAAGUCCUUUCUUCUCUUGGUGUUAGGAAGAUCCUUCUUCUUAAAUGCUUGAAAAACAGCAUUAGCUCUCUGUGUUAACUGAAAAGAACUCUUCGGUGCCUCACAGAUAUACAUCUUAUUAUUUGUUCUGUAUUUCUUAAUUUUAUUACGCAUUACUACCUCUUUUUUCAAUGCUAAUUUCUAAUCUACAGUCUACGUUAGAUUUAUGUUUAAUUUAUCUUAUGUCUAUAGCAUUUUCUUUUAAUUCGACUAUAUUAAUUCAAACCAUAGUAUGAUUAUAUUGUAUACAGUAAAUAUAUAUAAUUGUUAAAACAUAUUUUUCGAUAUGCUUCGUAUAUGGAAAUGUGAAAAAAAAGAUAAACGAAUAUAGGCAGUAUUUUACAACCACGCAUAUAAAUGACAUCCCCUUAAAAUGAAACGUGGACAAUUAAACAUAAUCGCAUUGUAUGUUUCUUAUGUCUUCCAUGUAUCAUUGUUUUGAGAAUACAUCGAUUUACAUGCAUUUUCGUUAGAUGCUAUCAAAAAGAAACAUCUAUCCAAUCUUGAAAAUUAACUGUGAUCUAAAAUAGUGAAAAGAUAUUCUUAUUAUUUAAAAUAAAACAUUCUACAUAUUCA
This is a messenger RNA of Apis laboriosa (Himalayan honeybee), 2444 nucleotides long. It is a transcript of the gene Pi4KIIalpha, whose product is annotated as phosphatidylinositol 4-kinase type 2-alpha. The coding region runs from base 455 to 1855 and encodes 466 amino acids. NCBI's taxonomy places the organism in Eukaryota, Metazoa, Arthropoda, Insecta, Hymenoptera, Apidae. The record is from RefSeq and is a predicted model, not a curated record. Gene Ontology annotation, molecular function: 1-phosphatidylinositol 4-kinase activity. Gene Ontology annotation, cellular component: endosome; lysosomal membrane; trans-Golgi network. Gene Ontology annotation, biological process: endosome organization; Golgi organization; phosphatidylinositol phosphate biosynthetic process. The transcript is spliced from 6 exons.